This is a messenger RNA of Pelobates fuscus (common spadefoot toad), 2685 nucleotides long. RefSeq names its product branched chain keto acid dehydrogenase kinase (gene BCKDK). Gene Ontology annotation, molecular function: pyruvate dehydrogenase (acetyl-transferring) kinase activity. The transcript has 16 exons. Gene Ontology annotation, biological process: protein phosphorylation; regulation of glucose metabolic process. The record is from RefSeq and is a predicted model, not a curated record. Gene Ontology annotation, cellular component: mitochondrion. Bases 818 to 2041 code for a protein of 407 amino acids. NCBI's taxonomy places the organism in Eukaryota, Metazoa, Chordata, Amphibia, Anura, Pelobatidae.
CUCUCCGAAUUGCACAAUCUGAGCGAGCCCUCCUCCUUUAUGUUAGAGGGUGGCUGUCUGUCUCUGUAGCAGUCUGUCACAUGCUGCAUGUUUGUACAUACCCAGAAUUCCUGGCUAAGUGUAACCCUUGCUUGGCCAUGGCUCACGGCUGCUCUGAUGUGUCUCACACACUCAAACAAUAGCCAGGCCGCUGUCCACCCUGGACUGUCCUGCAGGAUGUUAUGGAAUCCAUUCCAGCUCUCCAGCUUUUUAAUGCAAACCAGCUGAGUGCCCCCUUCCUCCACUUCUCGCCUCGUGGCUUUCUCUGCCAGAUAAUCGGUUAAUGAUCUCCGUGACGUGUAUGUAUGGCCCCAUGUAUCAGCCAUUCCAGAUUAGACAGAACAAGCCCUGAUGUUCCUUGCCAGACUGCAGACACUGAAACCAGUUUGAUAGGUUUAAAUUUGCCAGCUGGUCUGUAAGCUUGGCUGCCUUGCUCCCUGCAGAUCUAGCUGCGGUGUCACACGGCACGUUCCAUAACUGGUCUUUGCACCUUUGCUCACUUGGGCCAAAAGCAGCGAUAAUCCCUUCUGCCGUACUCCAUCAUGCCUGUUCUGGUGUGCUAGGCAUUUCAUCUUUGAUUUGCUGUGUCCCUCCAAUCUGUCUUGACGUUGUUACUGAAAAGCAGACUUAGAUUUAUUGCUAUUAAACAGAUGGCACUGUGCCCACGUGUCCCAUUAUACUAUGAAUUCAGCCGUGGCACAGUUAUGAAGUAAAGUAACAUCGGCAGAAGUUUCUGGACCUAGCCCUCACUGUCCCUGGAUCCCACUCACCUUUCACCAUGCUGCGAAGGAGCCUGUUACUGAGGAAGGGAGCCUUGUCUCCUUUCCAUCCGUCAUUCUUACCGGCAUGUGCCCGAUCCACGUCUGCCACUGACCACAUCGAACUGGCACGAGAGAGAUCCAAAACAGUCACUUCCUUCUACAACCAGUCUAGCAUCGAUAUUGCUGCAGAGAAGGUUUCUGUUCGUCUCACUCCAACCACCAUGCUUUAUUCGGGAAGAUCUCAGGAUGGCAGCCACAUCUUGAAGAGUGCUCGAUAUUUGCAUAAGGAACUUCCUGUCCGCAUCGCUCACCGGAUUAAAGGUUUUCGGAGCCUCCCCUUCAUAAUUGGCUGUAACCCCACGAUCUUACAUGUGCACGAACUCUACAUCCGUGCUUUCCAGAAGCUGAGUGAGUUUCCUUCGAUCACUGACCACGAGACGGAGAGUCAGUACUGCAAGCUGGUGAGACAGUUGCUUGAUGACCACAAAGACGUAGUGACUCAGCUGGCAGAGGGUUUGAGAGAGAGCAGGAAGCAUAUUCAGGAUGAGAAACUGAUUCGCUUAUUCCUGGAUAAAACGCUCACAUCGCGGCUGGGUAUCCGAAUGUUGGCGACACAUCACCUCUCUCUACAUGAGGAUAGGCCAGAUUUUGUGGGCAUUAUCUGCACCCGCCUCUCACCCAAGAAAAUAAUCGAGAAAUGGGUAGACUUUGCCCGACGCCUGUGUGAACAUAAGUAUGGGAAUGCCCCUCGUGUCCGCAUUAACGGCCAUGUUGCAGCUCGUUUUCCGUUCAUUCCCAUGCCGUUAGAUUACAUCCUUCCUGAACUGCUAAAAAACUCCAUGAGAGCCACAAUGGAGAGCCAUAUUGAUACUCCUUACAAUGUUCCUGACAUCUCCAUCACCAUUGCCAACAAUGACAUUGAUCUUAUAAUCCGGAUCUCUGAUCGAGGUGGGGGAAUACCGCAUGAUCACUUGGAGAGAGUUAUGAAUUACCAUUUCACAACAGCUGAGACCAGCACUCAGGACCCCCGCAUCAAUCCCAUCUUUGGGAAUAUGGUGGACAUGGUGAACAGUGGCCAGUCCGGUCCGAUGCAUGGAUUCGGGUUUGGACUCCCCACUUCCCGAGCAUAUGCUGAAUACCUGGGAGGAUCGCUCAGCAUCCAGUCCCUGCAGGGGAUUGGUACUGAUGUCUACCUGCGGCUCAAGCAUAUUGAUGGCAAAGAAGAGAGUUUCCGUGUCUGAGAGAGGCCAAAAGGACUGUUCUAGUAACUCCUUCAAAGCUGGGGACUACAGCAGUGAAGGAGUUAACAGUACCAAUGACGCAAGCCCCAAUGGUUCAUGGGACACUUACCGUGCAAGCCCAACAUUUUACUUCUCAAAUCAUCAGAUUUUUGUUUUGGGGAUUCCAAAGAUCUGCUAUUCUUUGGUUCCUCUUUGAGAACUCAGAAGAUGAUCUUAUCUCCCUUGGAUGUAUUGAGAAUGAGUUAAAACCUUGGUUCCCCAACAAGAAUAAAUAUUUUGCAUGUUAAUCCUCUUCACAUGAUACCAAGGCUCUUGUUCGAAAAGAUUAACCCCUGACAGGCACCAGCAGGGAGGGGGAUAUUUAGCUUAUCAGACUGCCCCUGGGUUUCAGAGUGGCAGUUUGUUGUAAGAAUUCCUGACUGCCUUAAAGGCCGCUGGUUAUUGCCUCUUAGGGAUACCUGCGGCUCAGACCACGACUAGAGACAUGAGAACAAUUAUUACUUACCUUUCCAAAACGCCAAUAUCUGAAUGGAUGACCUUACAUGGUGUGGAAUGAUGGACCGUUCAGAGGAUCAAUGCAAUCUCUGCACUCAAUGGAUUAAUUUAACGAAUUGAUUGAAUUAAACUCCGCUCUUAUUGUGGUC